AUGGGAAAUGCCCCAGCGCCUUGCUGCAACUGCGAGGAGGAGGCUACGGGAGAUCUCCCAGUGGUUGAAAUCAGUGCAGACAUCAUUCGGGAUCCCCGUGAUCCAAGUCAGUGGAGCGCCGUUGCGCCGAAUCCUGCGACAUCGCUGUCACCACGCAGCACGCCGCGGGGCAGUACCAAGGGCAGUCCGGGAAGUCCCGCGGCCCUUCCAAAGCCUCACAGCACUACAGCCUCUGGGGAUGCCAGUAUGGACGGCAAGUUGGCUCUGCCAGCUCCCCUCAAGCCCAAGAAGUCAACAUCCUCCCUACUAAGCCGAGGUACAACACAUACCUCCGAACAAUCAGGCGCCAGCAAAAUCAGCAAACUGCAGAGGUUGCAUUCGUUAGGACAUCUACAUAUUGACAAAGAGUUGCUCUGUGGCUUAACCAUUCGCAAGUCCUUACGCUCGGGCGGCCGCGCGUGGAUGACGAUGCCCAAGGACAUGAGCCAUGUGCCUCGGGAAUGGGUAGCUGAGAAUGGUCCACCAACGGAAAAUGGAAAGUUCCUGGCGCCCAAAAUGGGGGAGGAAGCGGACCUGGGGUCCGUGUCAGUCUUGUCACUUUUGAUGCAAACUGGGUGGCCCUAUGCAGUCAUUUACGGCAUCCUUGCAGUGGGCAUCAGCACCGUGCUCUACCUCCACGAUCUGUUCCCUAUGCCCUGGUGCUUCAAGGACAGACAAGGCGCUGUCCUCUUGCCCUUAGGCUGUUGGGUCUCCAUUUCGAGUCUCGUGGGUUUGCUGCUGGGGCUCUUUAUUUCGCCCUAUUUCCCCUGUUUCAACGGAAGACCUGGGAGAUGCUUCAUAGAUAUGGUCUCAAUCGACCAAUCGGAUCCUGAAAAGAUCGAGGAAGGCAUCUACGGCAUUGGAGGAUUUCUUUCUGUUUCGAGUCGCAGAAUGGGGGAAUGGAUGGGUUGGAUUUCCUAG
Molecule: messenger RNA, 960 nt
Organism: Cladocopium goreaui
Lineage: Eukaryota; Dinophyceae; Suessiales; Symbiodiniaceae
Source: the annotation of a GenBank genome assembly